Adineta steineri is the source of this 1536-nucleotide messenger RNA. The record is from the annotation of a GenBank genome assembly. Lineage: Eukaryota; Metazoa; Rotifera; Eurotatoria; Adinetida; Adinetidae.
AUGGAUGAUUGGCACACUGGAAUACUUGAUCAUACAAAGAAUGAAGCUAAUGGUUAUAUAUUUGCGAUCGAAGUCAAUGAAAGAGUAGGCACUGUAUUAUUCCAGUACAAUGUUAGUGAUCUAUGUGCUGACCAACGUUAUCAGUUUUCUGCUUAUUUAGCAAAUAUUAACAAAAAAAUACCGUCUGUUCCUAAGCCAAAUGUCCAAUUUCAAGUUCGAGAGCCGGGAAAUAUGAACAAACGCCUGGCACGAAAAAAUACAAGCGAUAUACCUCAAUGUGAUCAGUUGAUUUGGUUAAAGUAUUGUCUUUCAUUUAAUGCCUCGAAUAGUACAGUCGUUCUGUUAAUGACUUCAAAUGUCAAGGGUUGGGCUGGAAAUAAUCUAGCCAUUGAUGAUAUUGAACUACAUCUUUGUCCAAAUGGAAUAUGUGAUCUCUGUUCGACAGAUACAUUAGCAGAUAAGUGCGUAUCUCCAACCACAACAACUAAAUCAACAUCUACAACAACAUCCACAACUUCGACUACCUCAACGUCAACAACGACAUCAACUACUUCAACGUCAAUGACAACAUCCACAACUUCAACAACAACAUCAACGUCCACAACAACAUCAACUACCUCAACGUCAAUGACAACAUCCACAACCUCAACGUCAACAACGACAUCAACUACCUCAACGUCCACAACAACAUCAACCACUUCAACUACAACAACAAUAUCAACUACAUCAACCACGUCAACAGCAAGAAAUGUGAACACAGAUGCAACAUCACUUAUAGCUACAGUACAAACAGAAAAUUCAAUUAGUUCUUUUUCUUUCGUUUCAGUUGUCGAACAAUCGCCACUUUUUAUUCCUAAAUCUUGUAAUGAUUCAACAUCUAUUGGUCUUAAUUGCAACAUCUCUGCUAGCCCAUGUCAAAUCACAAACUUUUGUCAGAAUAAUGGCAACUGUACUGAUGAUAAUACAACAUCCUAUGGAUAUAUUUGUUUAUGUCCAUUUGGUUUCAAUGGUAUAAACUGUGAACUUGAUAAUCGACUUUGUAAACCUCAUAUCUGUUUAAAUCAUGGUGAAUGUAAUGAAACAUCAGAUACAACAUUUGAUUGUUUAUGUAAUAAUGGUUGGGAACGUACUCAUUGUGAAUCAAUGACAAAUUACUGUUUAAAUAUCACUUGCGAAAAUAAUGCUAUUUGCCGUCCAUUGUUACUUAAUUAUACAUGUGAAUGUCUUAGUAAGAAUUAUUAUGGUCGUCAUUGUGAAUUUAGCACAACGAAAAUAAUUGUUUAUAAAAUAAUGUCGAAAUCAUUUGCUUAUAUUGCUAUUGUUGCAAUGACAAUUGUGGUAAUGUUUGUUGUAAUAAUGGAUAUAUUAACGUAUUGCUUUGGUAUUGAUUUAACACGUGAAGAACGAGAAAGAUAUCGACGAGAAAAACGAGGAAGAAAAUGGAAUCUUUCUGCUAAUCAAAAUCUUAUAUAUGUUAACGCACUAUCAGAACCAUUUAACAAAUCAAAGACAACUGUUGUUAAGAAUAGAAUUUAA